AGAAAACAGGAAGAAAACGUCUCAAAUGUCAUGAUCAGAUUCCGAGUCCUUGCAUGCGAAGUCUGAUCUUGCAAAGGCGCCCCUCCUCCGCCUUUCCGCCUUCUUCAGAAACAGGGACUCAAGGGAGUCCACCAGGCUUUUCUAAUCAUCGGUAUUCGCAGAGAUCUAACCAGAGAACGCUUCACAGGUCGCCUCUGAGAAGGGUUCUGGUUUCACCGACUGCGGCGGAGGCAGUUUCAUCACCAAUUUCUGAUCAACACAUGCUGACUGGUGCCCCCUAUCUGAGCAGGGCACUUUUCCAGCGAAUUACCGCUACUCUAAGACAAGCCUCCGCUCUCAGCACGAUUAAACAGCAGCCGCACACUCGAAUCAUUUCCCAAUCCUUCACAGCAAGGUUCUUCACGAUGGGGCUGAGAAAGGAGAAAACAAAGUUAAGCACGAAACUAGCAAUCAUUGGAUCGGGCCCUGCGGCACACACUGCCGCAGUAUAUGCGGCGCGCGCGCAACUCGAGCCUGUUCUCUUUGAGGGGUGGCUGGCGAAUGGGAUUGCUGCGGGCGGCCAAUUGACCACCACAACCGACGUUGAGAACUUCCCUGGCUUUCCUGAAGGCAUCCAUGGCUCUGAGCUGACUGACAAAUUCCGAGCGCAGAGCGAGCGGUUCGGCACCCAGAUCUUCUCUGAGACGGUGAAUAGAGUGGACUUCUCGAAGCGGCCGUUCACGCUGUGGACGGAUGAGAAGGAGGUGACGGCAGAGACGGUGAUUGUGGCCACUGGGGCGAUUGCGAAAAGGCUCGAAUUCAAGGGCUCGGGGGAGGUUGGCGGUUUCUGGAACAAGGGCAUCUCGGCGUGCGCGGUGUGCGACGGGGCCGCUCCAAUCUUUCGAAAUGUGCCGUUGGUCGUGAUCGGGGGCGGUGACUCUGCCAUGGAGGAGGCGAUCUUCCUGACGAAGUAUGGGUCCAAGGUUUACAUCAUCCACAGGAGGGACGAGUUUAGGGCGAGCAAGAUCAUGCAGAAACGGGCGUUAGAGCACCCGAAGAUUGAGGUACUCUGGAACACUGUUGUGAACGAGGCGUAUGGGAACGAGAAGGGCAGGCUGGGUGGACUGAAGGUGCAGAAUGUUGUAACGGGGGCCGUGACAGAUCUUCCGGUGAACGGUCUCUUCUUUGCGAUAGGGCAUGAGCCUGCGACCAAGUUCUUGGACGGACAGCUGGCGAUGGACGAGGAUGAUUACAUCAAGGUCACGCCUGGGACAACAGAAACUAGUGUGGAGGGAGUGUUUGCCGCAGGCGACGUGCAGGACAAGAAAUGGCGACAGGCGAUCACAGCCGCAGGGACGGGCUGCAUGGCCGCGCUCCAAGUGGAGCACUUUCUGGAGUUGCACGGAAUCCAGGAGGGCAAGUCGGACCCGGUCCAAAGCGAGCAGGUCCGCAACGACACGUCCAAACUCGCGGACCAGCACGGGGAGCGCAACGAGCUUCUGCCCGACCACCGGCCAGAGAAGCAAGAGAACUUCGAAGAUGACCAUUCACACCUCGUAUUGCCCCCACGCAGCGAUGAGCCGAUGGCGGACGGGGAAAGCAAGCCGAUGGCGGAUGUGGCUGAGAGCAAGCCGUUGAAGCAGCUUGUUGCUAGCAUGUAAGAGGUGUUCGGGAAGUCGGGAUCGUUGCUGGGGUUGACUAUUUAGCGAAUAUUGAAUUAAGGAAUCCGUUGGAUGCGGAUGUGCUGGCUUUAUCCAUAUUUGGAACGAACAGAUAUCAACUUUGGGUGACGUUGUGGUAAAUGGAUCGGGUAGGAUUUUGUCGGGGAUAUGGCCUUCCCUGGUCCAGCUCGCUGCCGCGAUAUUCUUUAGGUGCAUGGAAUACUACACCUCUGCUGGUCAAUGAUACUGGUCGGAACUUGUAAGUACACAGUAUAUUAUAAUAGUUGCAUAUGAUCUGCGAAGGAGGGCUGGAGUCCGACCCUUCUUGGAGCUGUCUACGAAGUUCAGGCUGCACUUGAUGUUGUCUAGCGCGGGUGUGCCCCCAGGAUUUGGAUGGAGCCUGGCCUUUGCGCGGAUAAGUUGAUUGAUUAAAGUAUCAGUCAGGAUAGCCCUACGAAUGAUUGAUUAGAGUAUGAUUAAUCAUGCAGAACUUUUCGGCUCGGAAAUCAUAAAAGCCUGAGCUAACCGAAUAUCCCCAUAAUACCAUGGCUUGCAUAUGCUGACACCGGC
This is a messenger RNA of Klebsormidium nitens, 2210 nucleotides long. The record is from the annotation of a GenBank genome assembly. NCBI's taxonomy places the organism in Eukaryota, Viridiplantae, Streptophyta, Klebsormidiophyceae, Klebsormidiales, Klebsormidiaceae.